This is a messenger RNA of Parnassius apollo (apollo), 258 nucleotides long. Lineage: Eukaryota; Metazoa; Arthropoda; Insecta; Lepidoptera; Papilionidae. The record is from the annotation of a GenBank genome assembly.
AUGCCGAGCUCGAACGACUACGACGUGGGGCCAUUCCCUCAUCGAAUGAAUUGGCUAUGGCUGGGGAUGCGGCUCCUCAGGCGACAGACCAUCAUCCACUCGUGGAAGCCGCCAUGGACUUACAGUUGUGGGUGGUCGGACGAUGAUGCAAUGGUCUCCCAAGAACUAGAGCAAAUGAAGAGUAUAUUGGAAGAGGCGAUUUUGGAAAAGCGCAGCAUGCCCCCAAAAAUCGACCGCGACUUCCCCGCAUACCCCUAA